Molecule: messenger RNA, 324 nt
Organism: Cooperia oncophora
Lineage: Eukaryota; Metazoa; Nematoda; Chromadorea; Rhabditida; Trichostrongylidae
Source: the annotation of a GenBank genome assembly
AUGACCGUCACCUCAUCGGCACAACGCUGGGUCGUGUGGCAGGGCGUAUUCGAGAAGCCCGCUAUGCUAUCGAUAGCCGAGAGUAUUUUCUGGCCCAGAAUGACCAUCCACAUCAUCGGAAUGGAGGGGCGAAAAGUCCAUUCAGUAAGAAAAUUUGGAAUUAUACUCUGCUGGAAGAAGGCAAUGGAGUCGUUUUCACUGUCCGAUCUCAUGAUGGAGAGGAAGGUUAUCCGGGUAAUGCCACAGUGCAGGUCUCCUAUGUGCUUACCAAUCACAAUGAAAUUCUGGUACAGUACUCGGCAAAUACCGACAAGUCGACGUUGA